CCUGCCUGCCUGCCUUGAAUCUUAAUACUGUUUUUAACUUUAGCAAUCAUAAAAAGGACCUUUGGCUUUGGCCGUUGUUAUUUAUGGAUUGUUUUUUGUCCCUUACAAAAAUAAAUCUUUUUUUUUGUUUUGUUUUCUGUUUCAUAUUCUUUGCACCGGGAGAGUCCAUCGGAGCUUGAACUCAUUUGUAUAUGCAUUUCCUUACCAUUUGUUUCAUGGCAUACAAUGAAUGAAACGUUUUCCCGGAAAUUUCCCCGACGUUGACCAAAUAGUUGACUAUCGUCAAGCAGACGAUUAAAAGCUUUACACUUAUUCUUGUUUUCAAAAGGGUAAGUGAGGAUGUUAGAGAAGAAGAUGGAAGGAAUUAACACCGAUAAAGUGAUAGAGGAAUUUGAAGCAUUGACUGAAGAUGCUGGAAUGGUUCAGAGAGAAACCCUGAAGAAAAUAUUGGAAGAGAAUGGAUCUGCCGAGUAUUUGCUGAAUUCGGGUCUUAAUGGAAGGACUGACCCUGAGAGUUUCAAGUCUUGUGUUCCACUUGUUACUCACAAAGACUUGGAAGCUUAUAUUUACAGAAUUGCUGAUGGCGAUCCUUCUCCUAUCCUCACUGGGAAACCCAUACCAGACAUGUCUUUGAGUUCUGGUACUACUCAGGGGAGGAGAAAGCUUGUCCCUUUCAAUGAUGAAUUGAUGGAAAACACCUUGCAGAUAUAUAGAACUUCUUUUGCCUUCAGAAACAGAGAAUUUCCACUGGAGAAGGGGAAAUCCUUACAGUUUGUCUACAGCAGCAAGCCAUGGAAAACAAAAGGGGGUUUAGGUGCAGGAACUGCCACAACAAAUAUCUUCCGCAAUUCGAAAUACAAAAAUGGAAUGAAGGCAAUUCAGUUCCAAUGCUGCAGCCCUGAUGAAGUGAUAUUUGGUCCUGAUUUCCACCAAUCAUUAUACUGCCAUCUCUUAUGCGGGCUACUCUUCCGCGAAGAAAUUCAGUUUGUGUUCUCUACAUUUGCUCAUAGCAUUUUGCUUGCAUUCCGGACCUUUGAACAAGUCUGGGAGGAGCUCUGCAAUGAUAUACGUGACGGGGAACUAAGCAGCAGAGUCACCGCCCCUUCAGUUAGAAUAGCAAUGUCAAAACUGCUUAAGCCAAGCCCUGAAUUGGCCGAUUUGAUCUAUAAAAAAUGCUCUGGAUUGAGUAAUUGGUAUGGAUUAAUACCAGAGCUUUUCCCCAACGCUAAGUACAUCUACGGGAUAAUGACCGGGUCAAUGGAGCCUUAUUUGAAGAAACUGAGGCACUAUGCAGGGGAGCUGCCAUUGAUGAGUGCUGAUUAUGGUUCUUCAGAAGGGUGGGUUGCAGCGAAUGUCAAUCCAAAAUUGCCUCCUGAGUUAGCAACUUUUGCCGUGCUUCCUAAUAUUGGAUACUUCGAAUUCAUUCCUCUUAAUAACAACGCUGAGUGCCUGUAUAUGGAGCCCAAGCCUGUGGGUCUGACGGAAGUCAAGAUUGGGGAAGAUUAUGAGAUCAUUGUCACCACUUUUGCAGGUUUGUACAGGUACAGGCUAGGAGAUGUGGUGAGGGUUAUGGGUUUCCAUAACACAACCCCAGAACUUAAAUUUGUGUGCAGGAGGAACCUUGUUCUUUCCAUAAACAUUGACAAGAACACUGAGAAGGAUUUGCAGCUAUCUGUAGAAGAAGCUGGCAAACUGCUAGCCGAAGAAAAGCUUGAGAUAGUUGACUUCAGCAGUCUGGUUGAUGUAUCCACAGACCCUGGACACUACGUUAUCUUUUUAGAAAUUAGUGGUGAACCAAGUGAGGAGGUGUUAAGGGAGUGUUGCAAUUGCCUGGAUCGAUCCUUUGUUGAUCCAGGCUAUGUUGGUUCACGGAAGGUGAAGGCCAUUGGACCCCUUGAGCUCCGAGUUGUUUGGAGAGGAACCUUCCAGAAGAUUUUGGAGCAUUACCUAGGAUUAGGAACUGUUGUCAGCCAGUUUAAAACCCCUCGUUGUGUUGGGCCCAUGAACAGCAAGGUGCAGCAAAUCCUGUGUAAUAAUGUUGCUAAGACCUAUUUUAGUACUGCCUUCUGAGUGAAUAUCUGUAAACUGCGAUUUGGUAAUUGCUUCAUAAUAUAGUUUAAUCCAUGUAACAAGUUUCUUGAAGCAGCAAA
Molecule: messenger RNA, 2150 nt
Organism: Populus trichocarpa (black cottonwood)
Lineage: Eukaryota; Viridiplantae; Streptophyta; Magnoliopsida; Malpighiales; Salicaceae
Product: jasmonoyl--L-amino acid synthetase JAR4
Exons: 5
Coding region: 340-2070 (576 amino acids)
Cellular component (GO): cytoplasm
Molecular function (GO): acid-amino acid ligase activity
Source: RefSeq, a predicted model, not a curated record